CUGGGAGCUUCUCAUUCCAACCUCUCACUCUCCAUCUGUGCAGGUACAUUGGCAGGGAGACCGAAAAGAGGCAGAUGGCGCUUCUGAAUAGAGCGCCCUCCUCCUCAGUAGUGAUUCCAUCACCGGUAGUAGUUGUGGUGGUGGUGGCAGUAGUGUGGAAUCUGAUGAUAGGUACUGGGGAAUGCAAGUACAUGUCGUAUGACACCACGUCGAGAAUCGUGCCGGGGAAGAUCAAUGUCCAUUUGGUUCCUCAUACUCAUAAUGAUGUUGGCUGGGUGAAGACUGUUGAUCAGUACUACGUUGGCUCCAACAAUACCAUUAAGGGAGCAUGUGUUCAAAACAUACUGGAUUCUAUAGUCCCGGCGUUGCUGGCUGAUAAGAACCGAAAAUUCAUUUAUGUCGAGCAGGCUUCUGUGCAGGAAAAUUUGAAUUGUGCCUCUCGCUUGACAUAACACUGGCUUUCUUCCAACGGUGGUGGAAUGAUCAGAGCGAGGCAGUCCAAGAAGCGGUCAAGAAGCUUGUCCAUGACGGUCAGCUCGAGUUUGUAUAACACGAACAAACUGACAUCAACAUGGUUGAUGAGACGUGUUUGGUGGGGGUUGGGUUGGUGGUGCAGAAAUGGAGGUAUGUGCAUGCACGAUGAGGCCACGACACAUUACAUCGACAUAGUUGAUCAGACUACGCUGGGCCACAGAUUCAUAAAGGAACAAUUCAGCGUGACACCACGGGUUGGUUGGCAAGUAGAUGCCUUCGGGCAUUCAGCUGUGCAGGCUUACUUGCUAGGAGCAGAGGUUGGAUUUGACUCUCUCUUCUUUGGGCGGAUUGACUACCAAGAUGGAGCUAAAAGGAGGGACGAUAAGAGCCUUGAGUUCAUCUGGCAGGCAUCUAAAAGUCUUGGCACAUCUGCACAAAUAUUUUCUGGUGCAUUUCCAAAGAACUAUGAGCCUCCAACUGAUAACUUCUAUUACGAAGUUAAUGAUGAGUCCCCUAUUGUUCAGGACAACAUUAAAUUUUUCGACUACAAUGUCCGUGAUAGAGUUGAUGAGUUUGUGUCUGCUGCAGUAGCACAAGCCAACGUUACUCGCACAAACCAUGUUAUGUGGACUAUGGGGACAGAUUUUAAGUACCAAUAUGCACGCACCUGGUUCCGGCAAAUGGAUAAACUCAUUUAUUAUGUCAAUCAAGACGGGCGCGUCAAUUCCCUAUACUCAACCCCUUCCAUAUACACAAGUGCAAAGCAUGCGGCAAAUGAGUCCUGGCCUCUGAAAACAGAAGACUUUUUCCCAUAUGCAGAUGCGAUAAACACUUACUGGACGGGAUUCCUUAGCAGUAGGCCUGCUCUCAAGGGCUACGUUAGAAUGAUGAGUGGCUAUUACUUGGCUGCAAGGCAGUUGGAGUAUUUCAAUGGAAGGGCGGAAGCAGGAACAGGGCCUUCCACGGACUCCUUGGGUGAUGCUUUAGCUAUUCUACAACAUCACGAUGCAGUGAGUGGCACGGAGCAGCAGCACGUCGCUGAUGACUACGCCAAGCGUCUCUCCAUAGGCCACACUAAGGCUGAAGAAGUUGUUGCAGCAUCAUUCGCCUGCUUGGUGAACCCAUCGAAAUCCUGCAAGUUUCAGCAGGAUAAGUUCCAACAGUGUCCGCUACUCAACAUCAGUUACUGCCCACCAUCGGAAAUCAACCUGUCAAGUGGGAAGAAAGUGGUCAUCGUCGUAUACAACCCCCUCGGAUGGAAAAGAGAAGAUGUCGUAAGAAUUCCAGUUGUUGACCGAAACGUUGCUGUUCGAGAUUCUGAUGGACAAGAAGUUACAUCGCAGCUUCUACCUAUACCAGAUGCUACUAUCAGCUUAAGAAGCUUCUAUUCAGCAGCAUAUUUGGGAAAACCCUCUGAUGUGACUCCUAAAUAUUGGCUUGCUUUCACUGCAUCCGUAGCCCCUCUUGGUUUUAACACCUAUAUUAUUUCAAGAGGGAAAGCUGCUAUUUCAGAAAGGCAAAUAGUAGGCAGCGGCCUCAACAAUACCCUGAAAAUAGGGUCAGGAAACUUGCAACUCGUCUAUUCCGGAAGGGGAGGAAAGCUAGUUCAAUACAAUAAUAGUAAGAACAUGGUUAACGCAGCUCUAGAGCAGUCCUACUGCUUUUAUGCAGGAGAUGACGGAUUCGUGGAUUUACAGGUAAGUUACUUCCCAUUGCCCACCAAUUCCGCAUCUCUUAAUUUAUGCAAUAUUUUGCCCUUGCAAAAAACUUUGGAUAGGCCUCCGGGGCAUACAUCUUCAAACCAAAUGGUUCAUAUCCCAUCAAGCAUGAGACGCUGGUACGUAAGGUUUUUCCCAAUGGACAUCUUACAAAUCAAUCAGUUACCCUUAUAUUCCAGCAUUUGUAUCUCUUUUGCCCCUCUUCUCUACAUAUAUCUUUCAAUGGAUCGUAGACACAAUAAUGGCAAUUUAAUAAUGACAGAGGCCUGCUACUCUGAGCAGGUUCCUUUCACGGUUUUUCGCGGGCCAGUAUUGGAUGAAGUACAUCAAAGGAUCAACUCGUGGAUAUACCAGAUAACCAGAGUUUACAAGGAAAAGGAGCAUGCUGAGGUGGAGUUUGCUGUUGGGCCUAUCCCGAUUGAUGAUGGUAUUGGUAAAGAGGUUGUUACUCGGAUUACAACUACCAUGAGAACCAAUAAGACAUUCUACACAGAUUCUAAUGGCAGAGACUUCCUUGAAAGGGUUCGAGACUUCAGAAAAGACUGGGACCUGCAGGUCAAUCAACCGGUUGCAGGAAAUUAUUACCCUAUCAAUCUUGGAAUUUACAUGAAAGACGACAGCCACGAGCUCUCAAUUCUAGUAGACCGAUCUGUUGGAGGAUCAAGUAUUGUUGAUGGACAGUUAGAGUUAAUGGUCCACAGGAGGCUAUUUCGUGAUGAUUUGAAGGGAAUCGCAGAAGCACUAAAUGAGACAGUCUGUGUCCUUGAUGAGUGCAUUGGACUAACGGUUGUCAGGAAAUACUAUCUUCGGAUUGAUCCUUCAGGUGAGGGGGCCCGAUGGCGUUGAACAGUUGGUCAGGAGAUAUAUUCGCCAUUCCUCCUAGCCUUUUCAGUCCAGGAAGGAGAUGAUUUGUCAGACUUUCAUAAACCAACCUUUUCUGGAUUUGCCCCUUCUUACGUGCUCCCGGACAAUGUUGCCCUAAUAACCCUCCAGGAGUUAAAAGGAGGGACAGUUCUCAUUUGGCUGGCACACUUAUACGAGAUUGGAGAGGACAUGGACCUUUCAGUUACUGCAAGUGUAGAACUGAAGAAGCUGUUUCCAGACAAGAAGAUAAGCGGAAUAACGGAGCUCAACUUAUCAGCAAACCAGGAGAGGGCAGAAAUGGAGAAUAGGAGGCUCGUGUGGAACGUAGAGGGCUUUAGAGGAGGAGGAGAGCCUGAGGCCAAGCCGGCAACUAGGGGAGGAGCAGUGGAUCCAGCUGAGCUGGUGGUGGAGCUUACUCCCAUGGAAAUCCGGACAUUCGUCCUCAGCUUCAGCAGUAGAGAAGGACAGUGACACGAGAGGAGUGCCGUAAAAGUGACGAUUCUCUGAAGCUCAGUCCAGCACCUUUUUCCCUCGUGAUGUAAUAAGAAUCAAGUAGAACCUAUAUUAUAUAUCUCUAGGUUUCGUGUAGUGCGAGAUGGUUGCCUCAAAGGCUCAAACGAACAAUCUGUACUGCCUAGUUCAGCAUUAAAAUCACCUCUGUGUACGUCAAGAAUGGAGGGUGCCCAACACAAUAUUAUUUGCAGAAUCAAUAUAUAUCUGCUGGGAUCACUCAUCUGUCAGCCUGAAACGGUUCCAAUC
Punica granatum (pomegranate) is the source of this 3815-nucleotide messenger RNA. The record is from RefSeq and is a predicted model, not a curated record. Lineage: Eukaryota; Viridiplantae; Streptophyta; Magnoliopsida; Myrtales; Lythraceae.